AUGGAAAGGUCCCCGUCUCCGGGGGAGAAGGCGCGGAGGCGGCGGGAGGAGCGGGAGCGGGAUCGCCUUGAGCGGAGCGGAUCCGAGGGGGAGGAGGAUGGGCGGAGAGGGGGGGCGUUUGAGGGUGGAAGGGAAGGGGAGGAGGUGGGAACGCGGGGGGGAUGGGAGAGGGGGGGAAUGGGAUUGGAAGGCGACGCGUCUCGUGAUGCUGGGGGUGGGUAUUACGGUGGUAGUGGGGUGUAUGGUGCGGUGGGCGGUGGUGCGUAUGGCGGAAAUGAGGAUGAUGGAGAUGAUGGGCAUUCCCGUGGACUUCAACACCACCAAGGGCAAGGAGGUGAAGGGAGCCAAUCAGCUUAG
This is a messenger RNA of Closterium sp. Naga37s-1, 357 nucleotides long. The record is from the annotation of a GenBank genome assembly. NCBI's taxonomy places the organism in Eukaryota, Viridiplantae, Streptophyta, Zygnematophyceae, Desmidiales, Closteriaceae.